AUGGUUGGGCUGCAGACGACUGUGAGGGGUGCGCAUCACACCAAACCCAGCACUGUGAAGCAGUUCAUGGAGCGUAUGACAAAGUAUUUUAACGGCUGGGAAACGUUUGCCGCAGACUUGUCGUGGGAGAUUAUUUACGUGCAGCAUGGAGAGAGUGAGGCAAUAACGACGUGGCAGGAAUGCAAGAAUUUUCCGAAGCUGGACAACAGUGAAGAUGCGACGCAGAGAAGGAGAAGCAGAGGAAGAGCAAGACGAAGAGGGCGAGAGGACCAUGGAGUGCUGGAAGGAAAAGGUAUAUCAGUACCAGGUGACGAUAUCAGCUGA
Trypanosoma conorhini is the source of this 324-nucleotide messenger RNA. Its product is annotated as retrotransposon hot spot (RHS) protein. The record is from RefSeq and is a predicted model, not a curated record. The transcript has a single exon. Lineage: Eukaryota; Euglenozoa; Kinetoplastea; Trypanosomatida; Trypanosomatidae. The coding region runs from base 1 to 324 and encodes 107 amino acids.